Messenger RNA from Triticum dicoccoides, 1016 nucleotides. RefSeq names its product F-box protein SKIP8-like. The record is from RefSeq and is a predicted model, not a curated record. The coding region runs from base 83 to 748 and encodes 221 amino acids. Gene Ontology annotation, molecular function: protein binding. NCBI's taxonomy places the organism in Eukaryota, Viridiplantae, Streptophyta, Magnoliopsida, Poales, Poaceae. The transcript is spliced from 3 exons.
GCAGCCCAUUCCUUCACGCUGCUGCGUCUGCGCUUCCUGUGGUUGCUGCGCCAAUACCACUUUCCCCAGCGCCAACGGCGAGAUGGCCGUCGGCGGGGAGAUGAACAAGGCGCCGGCGCCAGCACCUGCAACGACGGGCGCCUCCAUGAUGGAGCAGCUCGUGCCUGAGAUCACCACCCACGCGCUCAGUUACCUCGACUGCACUAGCCUCUGCCGCCUCUCGAUGACCAAUUCAGCCAUGCGCCGCGCCGCCAACGACGAUGGGGCUUGGAAGGCGCUCUACCACAAGGAUUUUACAGCGGAGCAGGAUACUAUAACUCCACCUAACGGAUGGAAGGCAUACUAUGCAGCUACAAAGGCCAUCAUGAAUGUGAAUGCUGAGUUCUAUAAUAUCAUCAGGGAAGGAUCCUUGCCAGCAAUGAGUCACUUCUGGCUUAACUCAGACUAUGUAAAAUGCGUACAUGCUACUGGAGAGCUUUUUACAGGAUACAAUGCAGUGAUGAACAGCUGGGGCUUGUUAUUCAACUGGGGCCAAGAUGGAGGCCAGGGCACUGAUUUUCAGCUACGGGAUGUCAGAGCUCGUGUACUUGCUGAUGUAGCAUGGGUUAACAUGAAGGUUCAUGUCGAUGUUGACCCAGGGCCGUUCCAUGUGACCAAUGUAUACGAGUUCUGUAAUGGCAGGUGGCAUAUGGUUCAUCACCAUAGCUCACUCAUGGCUGACCCAGCGCCACAUAAUCUGUUUGGCUGAAUUCAACUACAAAGUUUCAUCCGCAAGAAAACUUCAUCACAGAUUGUCAUGUUGCCUGCUUCUGCGGUUUAGACUGGUAGUAGAUACCAAAUAUGUUCGUGGAGAGCUUUUCUUCACCCUGUUUUCUCUGUUCAUUCAUCCUGAAUCACUGGUUUCUUUAUAUUUUGCCCGUCAGUUCUGUAUAAAUGUGAUGUAGGAGCUCAGAUUGUGGAGGGUAUGUUGUCGUGAUUGUGUGGCUGUGACUGACUUGUCUCGUCGAUAUGUUUAA